Messenger RNA from Lycium ferocissimum, 1141 nucleotides. RefSeq names its product cytochrome b5 domain-containing protein RLF. The coding region runs from base 206 to 895 and encodes 229 amino acids. Gene Ontology annotation, molecular function: heme binding. The transcript has 6 exons. The record is from RefSeq and is a predicted model, not a curated record. Lineage: Eukaryota; Viridiplantae; Streptophyta; Magnoliopsida; Solanales; Solanaceae.
GGAAUGAGAAGAAAUUCAAGAACGUAGUCCGCCCAUCAUCUUUGAACGAACAUUUUGUCACUGUAGCAGUUAAUAGGGGAAAAAAGGGCCGCUCCAAGAAGCAGCAAACAAAGGAAAACAACCCAUCAACAUCAGAAGAAAAAGUUUCACCAGAUUACUUGGAGAGGACCUUUUUGGUUGGUAUCAUUGCUCAGCUGAGCUAGCAAUGGCUAAUGAUGAUGAUUUCACGUUUUGUCAGGUUGGUGAACCUGAUAAUCAAGAUUAUGUGGAUGCAAAGAAAUUUGCUCAAGAUAUUAGUAAAAUUAGAAUAAAAGAUGAGCCCUCAAAUGAUGCUGGUUCUGGUCAAAGUAAUGGUGCACCAGUGGAAGGUAAAUUGGGCAGUGAUGCUACCACAAAGAAGCAGGAAACAGUUGGUUCUUUGUCUUUCACUGUUAUAGACACAUCUCCAGGCAAGCAAGUGAGCGGAAUAUCUGGUCAAGUGGCAUCAAGAGACGGUGGAUCUUCUGUCCCAACUUCUCAGAAACAGAUAAAGCCUGCUAGGAAGCCUGCAGCUCGAGCCAAGGUUCCCUUUGAGAAGGGUUAUAGCCAGAUGGACUGGCUUAAGCUUACAAGAACACAUCCUGACCUUGCAGGAUUGAAAGGACAGUCCAAUAGGAGACUUAUAUCAAUAAAUGAAGUUAAGCAACACCAAAAUGCAGAUGCAAUGUGGACUGUUCUUAAAGGCCAUGUCUACAAUAUAACACCAUACAUGAAGUUUCACCCAGGAGGUGUUGACAUGCUGAUGAAGGCCGUAGGAAAAGAUUGCACGGCACUGUUUAACAAAUACCAUGCCUGGGUUAAUGCUGAAUUUAUGUUGGAGAAAUGUCUUGUGGGCAUUUUGGAUGACAGCAAAUGAAGAAUCCUUGUUUCAUUGGUCCGGGAAACAACUGUAUCAGAUGAACAUUGUCACUACAAGAAGAUUGAACUUAAAUAAAUCAAAUUUUCUCUGUAUUAGCACCAGGAGUUCUCCUGUUCAUUGUCCUGAAAUUGAUUUCAAUUUAGUGUUGCGCUUACUUUGUUGCAACAACUGUUUUGGUAUUGUAAAUUGAGGCUAUUCACUCGAGAUAUUUAGAUCAUUACCAGAAAGACAUAAUUUAAAAAU